GCUGUUGCAAUUCACACGCCCGCUAGCUAUCUCCGCAGUGGAGCCUUGUAGCUAGUACGAGGAGGAGUGUGUUUGAUUUUUGCAAUUGCAAGCCUCAAUGGCGGAUAGAGCGGGAUAGCGGUUUUGCGGACAAUAACAUCUCGGUACUUCUCUAUUUGUGGCGUGACUUGGUCCGCCGUAUUUUCCCGUGCAUCCUACGGAAGAGGGGACUCCGGUGCAUGCAGCAAAGUUGCGAUAGUUGAGGUUUAAAUCUGUCACUUAUUUUAGGCCGAUUUAACCUGGCUAACUGGCUGGCUACCUAACGUUAGCUAAGUGCAUCGGAGUUCCCAACAGAAAUAUAUGCGAAGGAAGUUGCUCCUGCAAUUCACAGUGGCUAACUAAAUAUGGGAGACUCUCUUGAACUGAUUGGGAAGCGACUUCUGCUGCUCCUCAACGAUGGCAGAUCCGCAGCCGGAUCCGAAGUGGAACAGGCCGCCUGGACUCGUGACUGGCUCCGGGGGACCGUCCGGGCGGUCAGCGUCAUAGGGUUGGCCAGCCCAGGGGUAGAGGUGAGCGGAGGAGAGGCGACAACAACAACAGCAGCAGCUGCGGGGCUGACGGUGUUUGUGGAGUUUGAGGACUGUGCGUGGCGCAGGCGGUCCUGGGUACAGGUGUACGGGGAGGAGGUGAGAGCUGUACUGGUCGAGUCCUCCAUCGUCUGGGCUAACCGCAGCGACCCCAACCAGAACCACCCUGCAGCUGGAGGAGCCCCUGGGACAGCCUGGCCUGCCUUGGCGUUCCGGUCUCUAGUGGACCGUGUGGGUUUGGGUUCCCUGGUCCCUGUGGAAUUCUUCGGGAACCGAACCCUCGACUUCCUCCCUGACGGGAAUUCACUCCAGAGAUUUGAGGUAGAGAAAGACGUGGGACACUCUCUCCUGCUGGAGCUGCCAUCUCUGCAGGCUGCAGUGUCCAGCUGGCACAGUGACUUUGAGCUGCAGGAGAUCCUCAGGAAGGGCUCCUACACAAUCCAGGGCAGGAGGGUUCAGGUUUACCAGUGUGAGUUUGACGAGCAUUGGGCCCUGGGCCUGGUCUCUCGGCACGACCCCAACUCACACAUCAUGGAGAUUACCAUGGACCAGGGAGAGGAGACCCAGGUGGUGGAUCCUCGGGUAAUGCACGUAAUACUAGCUGAAGAUCACUUUGAUGAGAACGGGAGGAAUGCUCGGCGGAGGAAGGAGAGCGAUGGCGUGAAGGGCGAGAGCGGCCGUAGACGGAGGACAUCGUCGGAAGGCGAGGAGGACGUGACUCUGAAGCGUUUUAAGGGGGCGGGAGAGGGAGCAGCGGAGGGACAGAACGGGAGCGGCUCCACCAAGGGGAUGGUGACGUGGGGUGAGGAGGUAGCAACCGGAGGAGAAGACGGAGUGGGUGGAGGAGGCAGAGUGAACAGCACUACCAACAAUAACAGCAGUUCCUCUGAAGUCACACAAGGUCACGCCACCCCGAACAGCAUUUCCUCCCACAUGGACCAAUCAAAAGCUCCGCCGCGGUACCCCAAGGAAAACGGACGCUCCCUCUCCACACAGGACAGACAGGGGUCUGCUGACUCGACCACUACAGUCACCCCCACCCCACCCCCCCUCAAACCAGCCCCCUCCCCAUUCUCCAACACUUCCUUCCCCUCUCUGGGCCAGAUGCCCAGCCUGGUCCCUGGAGCUCCGGCCUCCAAGCCUUCCCCAGCAGCCCUGAUCACAGAGAGCGAGGAGCCAUCCCAGUCUACCUACCCCAAGACGGCUGCCCUGGUGUCCCCCGGCCCGGUGACCAUCUCGUCCCCAUCGCAGGGCAGUGCCCCCAGCGUGGCCCUCGCUGCUCCCCUGUGCUUCAGCCCCAAACUAACCGCCUGGACAGGACCACCCAACCAGACGGAGGGCUCUAAGCCCAUCCUGGCUGCGGCUGGGUUCCGGCUGCCUCAGUCCAAGCCUGCUGGUGCUUCUGUGUUUGGAGAGGUAAGCUCCCAGACCAACGGUUCCUCCAACACAGCGUCAGUCUCCCAGGACACCCCCGGACCCUUCGGCUUUUCCUUCAGAGGCGCCAAGAACAACGAAGCCCAACCGCAGCAGCAAGACCAGAACUUAUUCUUCCAGUGUAUGAGUCAGAAGACUGGCCAGAACCCUGGUGGUUCUAAUCAGAACCAGACUUCAGGCCUGGGUCAGAGCCAGACUAAAGACACCAACUACUUCACAGCAGUGUCAGAGAGCUUGAGUAAGGAGCCUCCUAGCCUGUUCAAGCCCUCCGCCUCCACAGAGGGACUCAAAAAGACUGUUCUAGCCCCCGCUUCAACUGGCCUGUUUGGCUCAGCUACAGCUCAUCUCAAAGAGCAGUCCAAAGUGCCUGAGACCCAGCCGGCAGGCAACGGAGUGCUCAACAAGCCUUUCGGAGGGGACAAGCUCUCGUCUUCCUUCAGCGGCGGCUCUGGGGGGAUGAGGAGCUCUGUUCUGGGAAUGGCUGUGAUCGGCACCCCCCUGGCUCCGGCUUCUGGAUCUCUGGGUGGUGCUAACAGGAGUGGCACUAACGGUGGUGCGGUGGGUGGUUUCAGCACCAAGACAGACAGCCACCAGAACCUGUUCCUCCAGGGCUCCAAGGAGCCUUCCAACCCCUUCCUGGCCUAUGGGGAGAAGCUCUCCCACAGCCCCUUUAGCGGCAAACCAUCCCCUCUGGAGCCUGAGACCCUGGGCCCUGCCACUGCCUCGGAGAGCAAACCCAACCUAUUUACAAUGUCCGAGCCGCCCAAGGGCAUCCUUUCUUCCCCCUUCGCCUCCCUCUCAGGCUCCGCUGCCUCCAGUUCUUCCUCCCCAGCCCCAGGACCUGCCUUCAUACAGAGGCCCCAGUCUGAUGCCCCCUCCAAGCCCAGGGAGGGCGCCUCCACAGGGGAACAGGGCUCCUCAGCUGAGGGUGGGUCUCUGGAUGACCGGCCCAGCUCCACCUCGGGCUACCCCAUGUUUGGGAGCGCUGUCCCUGGGGGGAGUGGUGAGGAUGCGCCCAUGCCAUUUGACCAGGGCCAGAAGUUUGCCCUGGAGGAGCGAGGCCAGGUAUCUAAACGUGACUCUGACUCCAGCGAUAACAGUGACCUGUCAGACCUGAGUGAGACUGAGGAGGGGCUGGAGAGAGGGCAGGUCCCUGGGGGCCUCCCGGGGCCUGUCAAGGAGGGAGCCAUGCUACUGCAGAAGGGUAAAGGCCCCGGGGUAGCCAAGAGCCGGCCACGCAACAAGCCCUUCAAAGUGGGCCAGUCAGUGCUGAAGGAUGUGACUAAGGUGCGUCGUCUGAAGCAAUCAGGAGAGUCGUUCCUGCAGGACGGCUCCUGUAUCAACGUGGCGCCCCACCUCCACAAGUGUCGCGAGUGUCGCAUGGAGCGCUACAGGAAGUACCGGGAGCAGGAGCCUGACGACGACGACCCCAACGUGGCCUGCCGCUUCUUCCACUUUCGCAGGCUGGCGUUCACGCGUAAGGGCAUCCUGCGUGUGGAGGGCUUCCUGAGCCCCCAGCAAAGCGAUGCCAUGGCCAUGGGGCUGUGGCUUCCCUCGCCGUCCGUACAGGAGGGCUUGGACCUGGACACCUCAAAGUACAUCCUGGCCAACGUGGGAGACCAGUUCUGUCAGCUCGUCAUGUCUGAGAAGGAGGCCAUGAUGAUGGUCGAGCCUCACCAGAAAGUGGCGUGGAAGCGGGCAGUGCGCGGCGUCAGGGAGAUGUGUGAUGUGUGUGAGACCACUCUCUUCAACAUCCACUGGGUCUGCAGGAAGUGUGGCUUCGGGGUGUGUCUGGACUGCUACCGGCAACGGAGGAACCGCCCUCUGGAGGAGGUGGAUGAGGGGCCUGAUGACGAGGUGUUCUCCUGGUUGAAGUGUGUCAAAGGCCAGAGACACGAGCCCCAGAGCCUCAUGCCCACACAGAUCAUACCUGGAACAGCUCUCUAUAACAUAGGGGAUAUGGUGCACUCAGCCCGGGGCAAAUGGGGCAUCAAGGCAAACUGCCCCUGCACCAGCCGGCACCACAGGCCCCUAGUGCGCCAUAGUGCCCCCAACGGCAUCUCACAGCAGUCUGCAGUGUCCUCCAGCAUAGGGAGCAGUGGUAGUGGACCAAUCACAGGUGGUGGGGGGCCAGCGGGUUCAACCACUCCUAAACCCGAGGGGGGGGAGACAACAGUGGUCAAAACACAGCCUACAUCCAGCACAACGUCAUCCGAGGCGGCAGGAGCAGGGGUUGAUACUAACUCCACCAACAGUACCAGUGGCCCCCCUAACUCUGCCCAGACCACCACCCCCAAGGACCCCCGCCCUUCCACAGGUGAGGGCAACUCCACCGCCCUGCACUGGCUGGCAGACCUGGCCACUCAGAAAGCCAAGGUGGAGGACACUAAAGACUCUGGGUUGCUGCGCUCGGCGAUGGGCCGGGACACGCGUUCUCCCUUCGGCCUUGACUCGUUCAGCGCCCUGUCCAAGCCUUCGUCCUCCUCCUCUUCCUCCUCCAGUCCUAAACUGUUCAACAGCCUGCUGCUGGGCUCCAGCAACACCCAGCCCAAACCAGAGGGCUCCAGCCUCCGAGACCUGCUCAACUCUGGCCCCGGAAGGCUCCCCCAGGCCCCCGGAGACACUGGAAUACCCUUCCCCUCAGUCUUCUCCACCUCAGCCGCUGGGGACAAGAUGAAGGGCAGCCUGCCUAACUUCCUGGACCAUAUCAUUGCCUCGGUGGUGGAGACCAAGAAGGCGGAGGGCCGUCGUACGGGCGAGGGGGGCAGCGAGCUGGGCGGGGUGGGCCGCAGGGACGGGGUGAUGGGCCUCAGCGUGCUGGACCCCCACACCUCCCACUCCUGGCUCUGUGACGGACGCCUGCUCUGCCUGCAGGAUCCCUCCAACACCAACAACUGGAAGAUCUUCAGAGAGUGCUGGAAACAGGGCCAGCCGGUGCUGGUGUCUGGUAUCCAUAAGCGUCUGAAGGGGGGUCUGUGGCGACCUGAGGCCUUCAGUGAGGAGUUUGGGGACCAGGAUGUUGACCUGGUCAACUGUCGGAACUGUGCCAUCAUUUCUGACGUCAAGGUCCGUGACUUCUGGGACGGCUUCCAGGUCAUCUCUAAGCGUCUGAAGGGUAGUGAUGGUCAGCCCAUGGUUCUGAAGCUGAAGGACUGGCCUCCCGGAGAAGACUUCAGAGACAUGAUGCCUACACGCUUUGAUGAUCUGAUGGAGAACCUGCCCCUCCCAGAGUACACGAAGCGAGACGGCCGUCUGAACCUGGCCUCCCGCCUGCCCAACUUCUUUGUCAGGCCAGACCUGGGGCCUAAGAUGUACAAUGCCUACGGUCUGAUCGAGACCGAAGACCGGAGUGUUGGCACUACCAACCUGCAUCUGGACGUGUCUGAUGCCGUCAACGUCAUGGUGUACGUGGGCAUUCCCGAGGGAGAGGGGGAACACGUCAAGGAGACGGAUAUCGCUGGAUGUAAAGAGGUGAUGAGCACCAUCGAGGAGGGUGAUGUAGACGAGAUGACCAAGAGGAGGGUGUACGAGGCCAAGGAGAAGCCCGGGGCACUGUGGCACAUCUAUGCCGCCAAGGACGCAGAGAAGAUCCGGGAGCUGCUCCGCAAGGUGGGUGAGGAGCAGGGCCAGGAGAACCCUCCGGACCACGACCCUAUCCAUGACCAGAGCUGGUACCUGGACGGGGUGCUGCGCAGGAGGCUGUACGAGGAGUACGGCGUGCAGGGCUGGGCCAUCGUACAGUUCCUGGGAGAUGCUGUCUUCAUCCCCGCCGGGGCUCCCCACCAGGUGCAUAACCUGUACAGCUGUAUCAAGGUGGCAGAGGACUUUGUGUCCCCUGAGCAUGUGAAGCACUGUUUCAGACUGACCCAGGAGUUCAGACACCUAUCCACCACACACUCCAACCACGAGGACAAGCUGCAGGUGAAGAACAUCAUCUACCAUGCUGUAAAGGACGCUGUGGGAACACUGAGGGCCCACGAACCCAAGCUAGCACGCUCUUAGUGCCCGCUAAACACACACACACAAGCUGCAGUUAUAGAGUAGAGGUCUGUGUGCAGAGAGAGGCACGGUGAUGUGCUCACAACUCUCUUAUUUUGUGUGUGUGUGUGUGUGUGUGUGUGGGCGGGGGGGGGGUCUAUAGUCAGCGCUUGGAUGAAGGCAGUACUACAUCAUCGCUGUUACACGACAUGCUCUACACGUCUUAGUUGUUUUCCAAUUCACUUCUGAUUAACUCUGUAUUUAAGGUCAGUGUGUCCUGUUUGUGUGUGUGGAAGAGGAGAGCAUGUGACGUGAGGCGGUUCAGCAUCUCUGUAGCGUCUGACUAGAUGUGAGCACUGGGCUAUGUUUCCUUUAGCGACAACAAUUGAUAUUAUUAUUCUUCCUUAGAAGAGAGGGUUCACUUGUUUUUAGAUAUUUUUUUGUUGAAGUUUUAAUCUUUAGUGGUGGAAUUGAGACUUGUGCAAGUAACAAGUAUCAAAGUGAACUAGACCAAAGUUUUUUUUAUUUUUAGUUAUUUUUAGUUUUUAGUUAUUUUUAAUUAAAAGCAAGGACUUCUUAAACAUGUUUUCUUUUAUACACCGGAGGAUAAUUCAGAGUAUUGGCUUUUUGAAUGCUUGACAGAGAGGGGCUUUAGAGAAAUGUCUCCAUUUAUUUGGUCAUCUUUGUUGUCCCAAGGUUUGCAUGGAUGAACUUGCAGACUUCAAAACGUUGUAAAAGAAUCACGAUUCCAACUGAACAGAAACUACUGGCCGUUAACAGUGUAUCAAUAUAUAUGUUGAUGAUCUUAGCAGUCUGUUUGAUUUUUCAAAAUAAAGUUCACAACAAAUAAAAUGUACUGGUCAUUUCAGGU
Molecule: messenger RNA, 6849 nt
Organism: Oncorhynchus kisutch (coho salmon)
Lineage: Eukaryota; Metazoa; Chordata; Actinopteri; Salmoniformes; Salmonidae
Product: lysine-specific demethylase 3B
Exons: 24
Coding region: 384-6002 (1872 amino acids)
Biological process (GO): regulation of transcription by RNA polymerase II
Cellular component (GO): histone deacetylase complex; chromatin
Molecular function (GO): chromatin DNA binding; transcription coregulator activity; histone H3K9 demethylase activity
Source: RefSeq, a predicted model, not a curated record